AUAAUAUCAGCCGAUAUUAUGGGCAUCCUUUUGACAGCUUUGUGAUUGAUUGACAGCCUUGCUAUAUCCCUGAUUAUUAGCCCUGUAUAGUUUCCGUAGAUAUCUACUUUUCUAUAUUAUAAAUAGGCUCUUGUAUCCUUUGUAAAAGUCAAGCAAAUAGACAAUACACAUUCUUACAUGGUAUCGAUCUAGCUGCCAUCCUCCUACUUUCUCCUUUCUUCCCCUUCUUUUUCUUUUCCCUCUGUUCAUCCUCAUGGGUGACAAAUCCUCCACAACUGCACCUCAAACACUUCACCCUGUCUACACGGUCACAAAUAUUCAACACAAGGUCCGUGUUCUUGACGGCGUCAAAGUCUCAUACCCGUCAUGGGUUAAGCUUUUUACGCUCCAUGCCGAAGGGUAUGAUGUGGUGGACCACAUCGACGGUACGCCGGCCCCGGCCAAAGAAGCUGCUGAAUUUGCCUCGUGGAAGAAGAUUGAUGCGGUUGUACUACAAUGGAUUUACGGGACACUCUCGGACGAUUUGUUAGUUCGAGUCUUGGAAGACAAAUCCACUGCAUAUGCAGCAUGGGAACGGGUCAAAAACCUGUUCUUGAACAACAAAGGCUCUCGAGCCGCCGCCCUACAACACGAACUCACAAACCUUACCCUAUCCGCUAUGCCAGAUCUUGACUCCUACUGUCAGCGUAUUCGCGAACUCGCUGACCAAUUGGCUGCUGUUGACUGCCCGCUCACCAACACUCAACGGAUCCUUCAUCUUGUUCGGGGUCUACCCCGUGAAUACGACACCACGGCAUCAAUCCUUAACCAAUCUCUGCCACCGUGGGAAUCUGCCGUUGAACAACUACAAUCCGAAGCUCGCCGCAUAUCCGCACGGGAAACCCUCACACCAUCUCCUCUGGUCGCCGCUGCUGUUACCUCUCAACCCCACCACGACACUCCUCCAAAUCGUGACAUCUCAUCACCGCCCCCACGUGAAUCUCGUGAACAGAGGGACAGCCGCCGCUCUUCUGGUCGUCGUGACUCCAACAGAAACCACAGGUCCUAUACUCGUCAAAAUGGGCAGGCCCAAUCAAGACACUAUCAGGCCCAAGCUCCUUUUAAUCCCUACUGGGCUCCCCAGCAACAGUUUGCACCUUAUUGGGCACCGCCUCCUUGUCCCUUUCCCACCCAGCCUUGGGCUCAGCAGUGGGAGUCAAGGCCCAACUCGAGGCCCAAUCACAGCAAUCACUCAGCCCCAUCCAACAGUCAUGCAGCCCAGGCCAACCUAGCUGAGACGGAUCCAAUGGACCCAACCAGUCUCGCGAACACAAUGCAGGCUCUAUCCAUGGACACUUCUGGUAAUGGUCAAUGGCAUUUUGACACAGCUAGAGGCAAAGUUUUUUGAAGAGAGAGCCGCAUUGGAACUGAAAUACCAGAAACUGUACGCGCCAUACGCAAAGGUUUGGAUAUAUGAUUUUCUCCCAUUUGUAUAUCUGCUCAUGAUGAUGAGAUUGGCAUUGAUCGCACAUGUAGUCGUUUGUGGUUAGAACUUAGAAGUUGUUCUGUCUGGUGACUUUAGAACAUUAGAAACAUAUACAAUUUAUUUCGCUUGAACAAUAGUCAUACUGUCAUAGUCAUACUGUCAUAGUGAAGGGUUUCUGGGUGAAGGGGAAUG
Helianthus annuus (common sunflower) is the source of this 1657-nucleotide messenger RNA. RefSeq lists its product as uncharacterized. The record is from RefSeq and is a predicted model, not a curated record. The transcript is spliced from 2 exons. Bases 254 to 1387 code for a protein of 377 amino acids. NCBI's taxonomy places the organism in Eukaryota, Viridiplantae, Streptophyta, Magnoliopsida, Asterales, Asteraceae.